UCAAAUUUGUUAGUAGCACUUUCUGAAGUUAAUAAAUACCAUUCAAAAAAUUUUCUUAUUAUAGUUUAUAUUCAUGCGUCGUUUUCAUUGUCUCUUCUCAAUACAGUGCUGAGCAGAAAUAUGAUUUUAAUCGGCGCUUAUGUAGAA
This is a messenger RNA of Racocetra persica, 147 nucleotides long. NCBI's taxonomy places the organism in Eukaryota, Fungi, Glomeromycota, Glomeromycetes, Diversisporales, Gigasporaceae. The record is from the annotation of a GenBank genome assembly.